Contarinia nasturtii (swede midge) is the source of this 624-nucleotide messenger RNA. RefSeq names its product deoxynucleoside kinase-like. Gene Ontology annotation, molecular function: deoxynucleoside kinase activity; ATP binding. Gene Ontology annotation, biological process: nucleobase-containing compound metabolic process. The transcript has a single exon. The coding region runs from base 1 to 624 and encodes 207 amino acids. The record is from RefSeq and is a predicted model, not a curated record. NCBI's taxonomy places the organism in Eukaryota, Metazoa, Arthropoda, Insecta, Diptera, Cecidomyiidae. Gene Ontology annotation, cellular component: mitochondrion; cytoplasm.
AUGUCGUUGGAAAAGAAACCACACACCAUUCUUGUUGAAGGAAACACAUUUUUGGAAUAUUUAAAGCGAUUCAAAAAUGUUGAAGUCAUGCCGGAACCAAUUGACUCGUUUCGAAAUCUCAACGGAUCAAACCUGUUGGAUUUAGUUUACAAAGACAUAAAGAAAUGGGCUUUUCCAUUUCAAACAUAUAUACAUCUGCUCGAACUUCAAAAUCACCUGAAAACAACGGGAAAAUCAAUCAAGGUAAUGGAGCGAUCGCUAUUCGGCGCACAGCAUAUUUUCGUCGAAGCAUUGCUACAAAAUAAUAAACUCGAGAAAGAGGAGUAUGACAUUCUUCAAAAAUGGUUUGAUUUCACGAUCACACGUUUCGAUAUUAAACCGAAUCUAAUUGUUUACUUGAGAGCCACACCAAACGAGGUAUUCGGUCGGAUGAAAAAGAGAGGACGACCAGAGGAAAACAACGUUGACAUUGCUUACAUUGAACAAAUCCAUGAGUUGUAUGAAAAAUGGCUUAUGAAAGAAUGCGGUGAUGUGCCCGUUUUGGUUUUGAAUGCGAACUUAAGUGCGUACGACGUUCAACAAGAAUACGAAAAACGCACAUCGGCUCCGAAAAUGAUCCUAUAA